This is a messenger RNA of Chara braunii, 2240 nucleotides long. Lineage: Eukaryota; Viridiplantae; Streptophyta; Charophyceae; Charales; Characeae. The record is from the annotation of a GenBank genome assembly.
GCACGAAGUCGGUCUUCAAGAAGCACUUCAUGAAUAAGUGCAGUAUUGAGCUUGUCACUUAGGCAUUGACAGCGGAGGAGAGGGUGAUGAGAAUCGAGGGCAUCCGGCUGGGGAAGCACCAGGCCAAUCAGCUCCUAGGUGCAACUGGUGGUAGUUGUGGUCCGAUCACAGGACCGUCUUCCAGCAGUUUCGUGCCUCCGUCAUCACCAAGACAGAGGCCAAGUGAUGGUGAGACACCCUCGUCUGCAGUAUUUGGGACAUGCUUCCCUCCUCCCCCUGGAAGUGGUGGACGGUCGUUGAGACAAACUUUGAUCGAGGAGGCGGACAACAUCAUCACCCAGAACGAGCAGACGACUCGGAAGAUGGAUCGGUGGCUGAUUUGCACGAAUCCGCCAUUCAGCAUGGUGGAGAACUUCUACUUCCUCGAAUUCCUGGAUGCUGUGAAGAAGUGCCAUCCUAGUUGGUGGCCUUGCAAGAGGGACGAGACGGAAUGGUGUUUUGGAAGUCCGUCUCCAUGGAGGGGAGGGAGAAGGGCGUACUUCAAAUUGCUAGACGGGUUGAUCCAGGAGAUCGGUGCGGGGUCCAUUGUCGGUGUUGUGAUGGACAAUGCGAGGGUUUGCACUAAAGCGGGGAAGAUGGUGGAGGCCAAGCACCCUGGUAUUUUUAGUGUGGGCUGCACAACGCAUGCCUUGGAUCUGGCCCUGGAGGACAUGUACAAGUGCAUGGACUGGCUGAAAGCGGUCGUCGACAAGGGCAAUCAAGUUGGCAAGUUCUUCACCAACGUCGACAAGGUCCGCACAACGCAACUCAAGCGUCCGACGGCCACAAGAUUCGCGACGAACUUUGAGAUGCUUCAGUCGCUGAAGACGGGGAAGAAUCCAUUGGAGCUCUUUGUCUGCAACACGACAUGGGUGGAGAAGUUGGUGAGAGGGGAGCAGGUGGCGGCAUUCAACGCCGUCACCCACAUCAUCAUGGGCACGAACGGAUUCUGGAAGGAAGUUGAUAAGGCCAUGGCGGUGAUGGAGCCACUUGUCAAGCUCCUUCAGGCUGAGAAGGUGGAUGUGGAGAAAAUUUUGAUGGACCGGUGGGCCUUCAUGACAUCAGAGCUGCAUUGUGCGGCCGCCUUCCUCGACCCCGAGUACAGGACGCACACCUUGCGAGACACGGAGAUUCGCGAGGGGUUCAACAUCUGGCUUUACUGUUGGGCGUCGUCGGAGUUGCUGCAGCGAAAUAUCAGUAGACAGGUGGACAUGUGGGUGCAGGAAUUGGGCACUUUGGGGACACAAAACGCAAGGGAUCAACGAGGGGACAGGGAAGACAUACACAUUCCGUGGAAGGACGACGAGCUGGCAAGAGUGGAAGUGGAUGAGUGGUACGACCAAUGGGCCUCACAGGUUAGGGAAGGGACAUCCGACGAUGCUGCUGCAGCGGAGGUCUGCGUAGACGAAUUGGAAGAUGCCCCGCUAGAGCGCACAUGGCUGCAGAACGAGGAGGAGAACUUUGCAGAUGAUGAGGACGAUAUCGUCGCACUCGGUGCGCUGGAGAGUACAUGGCACGCAAACACGAAGCCCGGAAAGCACCGAGUGCGGGAGUUGCGCAGGAAGUCUGGUGUUGAAGAGCCCGAUCCCGAGUUUGUGUACACCUUGGAAGGCCGUGACCGUGCCUUGAAGGCGCGUCAAACCGGCGAUUGGGUGCAGGGGAGGGAGGCAAUAUCGGGUCGUGGGCGACGCAAGAAGAAGGCAACAGUACCGCACGUUGCCAAAGAACAGCCAGUUCACAAACGAAAGAGAAAGGUUGGGGAGGGGGAUGCACCACCAAAAAAGAAGAGAGGGCGGCCUCCGCUUUCACCCUCAAAGAAGGCUGCAAAAGCAGCAGCACGUGCAGAGGCCGCAAAGGCGGCAGCAGUCGAGGCAACAAGGCCUGCGAAGAGGAGAACGGCUGAGGUGAUCGAAGACGACGAAGAAAAUCCGUGUCGUAACCGAAAAACACAGCCUUCUUCAUCCUCCUCCUCAUCGUCCGAAGAUAGUGCGCCGCAGAAUAUUGAGGAGGAGGAAAUGUCCCAGCAAUCGGACGGUAGUGGAGAGCCGGACGGGGAUGAGUCAGAAGAGGACCCGUCGCAGGCGGAGUCUCACGGGGAGGAACGGUCGAGGGAGGAGGACGAGUAGCCCUUAGGGAAAGAGUAUCUUGAGGGUAGUGUGUCCACUGUCCUUGCUUGCUUUUGUGUUCCCAAAACUACAAAC